Molecule: messenger RNA, 783 nt
Organism: Geodia barretti
Lineage: Eukaryota; Metazoa; Porifera; Demospongiae; Tetractinellida; Geodiidae
Source: the annotation of a GenBank genome assembly
AUGGGCCACAAAACACAUCCUUACGGGUUCCGGUUGGGCAUCAUCAAGGACUGGAAGACCCAUUGGUACGCCAACAAUGCUACCGGUUAUCGCACCCUGGUAUUGGAAGACCUGAAGCUUCGCAAUACCGUCCAUGCCGAGUACCGUGGCUUUUCCGAUGCAGGUAUUUCACGAGUGGAAAUAGACCGAGGUGCCCAAGACACGGUGAUCAAUAUUCACUCCGCACGUCCGGGCAUCCUUAUAGGCAGAGACGGUGAAAGGGUUAAGAACCUGCGCAGCAAGCUCGAGGGUAUAACACGACGCCGGGUGCAGCUCAAUAUUGUUGAGAUUGAGCAGCCUGAGCUGGAUCCUUAUUUGGUAGGUCGCAAUAUUGCCGACCAGCUACAGAGAAGGGUUGCCUAUCGACGAGCCAUGCGGCAAGCAGCACAGCGGGCCAUGCAGGCAGGUGCCCAGGGCAUUAAGAUCAUCACAAAGGGUCGUAUCUCCGGUGCAGAAAUCGCCCGUGUUGAAAAGCUGAUGAUGGGUCGGGUCCCGCUCCACACUCUCCGGGCCGAUAUAGACUACUCAUUGGCCGAAGCCGCAACCGCUAUGGGCCGGAUCGGCAUUAAGGUGUGGAUUUACAAGGGAGAGAUCCUGCCUCCCGCUCCGGAAAUAGUUGAGGAAUUGGAAACUAUAGAAGUCAGGGUAGAAUCUGGGCCUGACGAUGAAGACUUGACCGAGGCCAUAGCCGACGACGUAAUCGGCGGGGUGGCAAUCAGGGGGGCUUUCGAUGUUGCAACCUAA